UUCCAAUAGCCCAAGCAGCAAAUCCAGCGUCUCCCUUAUCGUCGCCGACGCUUUCUCUCGCCCAAAACCCUCGACAAAAAUCUCUUUUUUCUCUCCCACCAAUCUCAAUCGAAGAUCGAGAGAUGGAGCUCUGUUCUCCCCUCCAUAGCCUCUUCUCCGUCGACCUCUCCUUCUCUGCCGCCAUUUCUCAUCUCCCCCUCCAUUCCUACGUCAAAUCCUCCCAAUCCCGCCGCCCGAAUCCCCGUCGUCGGGCUCUCGCCGUCGCCAGCACGCCCCCACCGGAAGCUCCACCAAACAGCCCCCAGCGCCUCCUCCGUGAGCUCGCCGAGCGCAAGAAGGUCGCUUUCCCCAAGAAGAAGGUCCCUCCGCGCCGCUUCAUCCUCAAACCGCCCCUCGAUGAUGCUAAGCUCGCCCAGCGCUUUCUCAAUAGCCCUCAGUUGUCCCUCAAGUCCCUGCCACUUCUGAGCUCCUGCCUUCCUUCCGCCCGCCUCAACAACGCCGACCAGACCUGGAUAGACGAGUACCUCCUUGAGGCCAAGCAGGCCCUGGGGUACCCCCUCGAGCCGUUCGACCAACUCGACGAUGGGAAUCCAGCCAAGCAGUUCGACACACUCUUGUACCUAGCGUUUCAGCAUCCGGCGCCAGACUGCCAGCGCGCCAAUGCCAAGCACGUCAGGAACGGGCACUCCAGACUCAGCUUCCUAGGGCAGUACGUGCUUGAGCUUGCGUUCGCUGAGUAUUUCCUGCAGCGUUAUCCACGAGAGUCGCCUGCGCCAAUGAGGGAGAGGGUUUUCGAGCUGAUAGGAAAGAGGAAUCUGCCCAAAUGGAUCAAAGCAGCCAGUUUGCACAACCUGGUGUUUCCUUAUGAUGAGAUGGAUAAGAUGAUUCGCAAGGACAGGGAGCCUCCAGCGAAGUCUGUAUUUUGGGCAUUGUUUGGAGCCAUAUAUUUGUGCUUUGGUAUGCCUGAAGUAUAUCGUGUACUAUUUGAGGCAUUCGGAAUGGACCCAGAAGAUGAAAACUGUCAACCAAAGUUGAGACGGCAAUUGGAAGAUGUUGAUUAUGUCUCGGUGGAGUUUGAGAACAGACAAAUUACCUGGCAAGAUAUGGCUGCAUACAAGCCUCCACAAGAUGCUCUUUUUGCUCAUCCAAGGCUUUUUAGAGCAUGUGUACCACCAGGUAUGCAUAGAUUUCGAGGGAAUAUCUGGGACUUUGAUAGUAGUCGUAAAGUCAUGGAAGCGUUGAGGUACCCUUUGCCAAUGAAUGAUCGAAUUCCAGAAAUCACUGAGGCAAGGAAUAUUGAACUUGGCCUUGGUCUUCAGUUGGCAUUUUUACACCCAUCGAAAUACAAGUUUGAGCAUCCUAGAUUUUGUUUCGAACGGUUGGAAUAUGUUGGGCAAAAGAUCCAGGAUCUCGUGAUGGCUGAAAGGUUGCUAAUGAAGCAUCUUGAUGCCCCCGGAAGAUGGCUACAAGAAAAGCACCGGCGCACCUUGAUGAACAAGUUCUGUGGCCGAUACUUGAGGGAUAAGAACCUUCAUCAUUUCAUCAUUUACGGGGAGUCAGUUCAAGACAGGUUUGAGUACAACCGGAGGCUGAGAAACCCCGCCACGACUGCAGUCCAGCAAGCCAUACAUGGGCUUGCAUACACUGUCUACGGCAAACCGGACGUGAGGCGCUUGAUGUUUCAAGUGUUUGAUUUUGAGCAAAUCCAGCCAAAGGCUGUGUGAAUACAGGCAUACCGGUUUUUUAUGAUUGCAUUGUCGCAUCUUCAUAAUGAGCCUUCAAAAUCGUGAGCAAGAAUAGUCGAUAUGAUUGCCAAAGGCUUUGAAGGUUAGCAUUCGUCAAGUAGACAUCGACAAAGGUGUGCCCGCAAGUCUGCAUAAGAAUUCGGCCGCGUGCUCUGGCUUAGAAACUAAUGGCUUUUUCUGUUGCAUGGAUGUGAAUUGGCACAUGAAGCUUAGGGAGAAUUCUAGAAUUAGUUUGUUCCUGUAUACUUCUGGGGGCUCGAACAAAAAUUCAUAUCGAAAUUUAUUUGAGUAUUUAUUUCAAAACCAAUUUCUGCUC
Messenger RNA from Zingiber officinale, 2061 nucleotides. RefSeq names its product ribonuclease III domain-containing protein RNC1, chloroplastic-like. The transcript has 5 exons. Bases 123 to 1724 code for a protein of 533 amino acids. Gene Ontology annotation, cellular component: nucleus. Gene Ontology annotation, molecular function: ribonuclease III activity; double-stranded RNA binding. Lineage: Eukaryota; Viridiplantae; Streptophyta; Magnoliopsida; Zingiberales; Zingiberaceae. The record is from RefSeq and is a predicted model, not a curated record. Gene Ontology annotation, biological process: regulation of gene expression; rRNA processing.